AUGACAGAAAAUAUACCAUCUUCACUGCUGCUAGCGAUUCCUGCAACAACUGUUACAGAUCUGAUACUGGGAACUGAGCUUGAUCUCAAGAAAAACGAGCGUUUUCAUUUGUUUCCUAAGGACCGAAUAGAGGCGCUAACAAGUACAGGAGCCCUUGUAGGUGUCAUGAUUGGAUUUUAUGAAGGCGUAAAGAAAUCUGCUGCAAGAUAUUUGGUUGAAAAUGCUCAUAGACUUCCAACGACAAAAGGUGGAUGGUAUUUUUAUCACAAGAGAAAAAAUUAUGAAAUGAUCGUUGGCGGCAUGUCUAGUGGUAUCAAGACUGGUGUUACGUUUGGAGGGUUUCUUGCCGCAUUGUCUCUUUUGGAGUAUUCCUUAGACUUUGCUAGGGGCCAAAUUGAUUUUAUAAAUACAACAGUAUCGUGUUUUAUUGGAACAGGUCUAUAUACGAGGUAUAAACAACUCAAUAUUAUACCAGCGAGAAAAAUGGUUAUUAGAGGUACAAUUGCUGGACUAUUAUUGGGAUUGGUGGAAGAUGCAAUGAUCAAUGCAAGGUCUGGGAAAGUUUGGUACAUCGAAGAAUUGAAGAAGAGAUUCAGAUAA
Lodderomyces oxycetoniae is the source of this 600-nucleotide messenger RNA. RefSeq lists its product as uncharacterized. NCBI's taxonomy places the organism in Eukaryota, Fungi, Ascomycota, Pichiomycetes, Serinales, Debaryomycetaceae. The coding region runs from base 1 to 600 and encodes 199 amino acids. The record is from RefSeq and is a predicted model, not a curated record. The transcript has a single exon.